Vanrija pseudolonga is the source of this 1428-nucleotide messenger RNA. Its product is annotated as Aspartic-type endopeptidase ctsD. Gene Ontology annotation, biological process: proteolysis. The coding region runs from base 1 to 1428 and encodes 475 amino acids. The record is from RefSeq and is a predicted model, not a curated record. Lineage: Eukaryota; Fungi; Basidiomycota; Tremellomycetes; Trichosporonales; Trichosporonaceae. Gene Ontology annotation, molecular function: aspartic-type endopeptidase activity. The transcript is spliced from 5 exons.
AUGAAGGGCUUUGUCGCUGUCCUCGCCGUGCUGGCUGGCAUUGUCGCCGCCGACCCGAUCACGCUCCCGAUCCAGCGCGCAGUCGGACAACAGCACCUCGCUAAGCGUGACGGUACUGCUGCUGCCCCGGUUACUGCCUGGGGCGGUGAUGUUGUCUACACCGUCAAGCUGGAUGUCGGCACCCCUCCCCAGUCCUUUGACUUCAUCCUUGACUCGACCAACAACAUAAUCGGACUCCUCGAGGCCCCGUGCGCCACCUGCCCACCCGGAAACCCCCUGUUCGACUCCAAGAAGAGCACCAGCUGGACCGCGGCCCCCAACAACUCUCUCUCUGGGUUCGGGGACCUUGGUACUGACGUGGUUGCGCUCGUAAACCAGAGCACCAAGUUUGGAAUUGGCCUGAUCAACACCCUCAAUACCGGCUUCCCGAUCCCUCCUGGCGUCUCCGUGUCCGGUGUCCUCGGCCUCAGCCCCCCGCCCAACGACCCCAAGUUCCCGACCCCGCUACUUUACGACCUGGCCCAGAAGUGGACCAACAAGGUGUAUGGCAUCCAGCUCCAGCGUACUCGUGCUACCGUCAACGACACGGUGUUUUCCAGCCAGCACGUGGGCGGUGGCUCGCUCACUCUCGGCGGUGUCGACGCGUCCGUGAUCACAGCCAGCAUCAACUACACCCCCGCCCUCAACCUCUCCGGCAUUGUUGGCAUCUGGGCUGUGCCCCUCGACGGCAUCAACAUCGGCGGUUCCAAGGUCGCAGCCGCGCAGGCCACCCCCCUCAUCGCCUUCCCCGACUUUUCCCACGAGGGACUCUAUGCUCCUCAUGAUGUCGUCGCGGAGUUCUACUCUCACGUGAAGGGAGCCAUCCCGAUCAAGAACGGCGGUGUCCAGACCACGUGGGUGUUCCCCGCCGGCGCGGACACCAUCGCCGCCGACGCGAAGGGGACCCAGUCGACCGCGAACCUCGGCCUCCAGUUCACCAUCGGCGGCGUGUCGUACGCCGUCGCCGACGCCGACCUUGCCAUCGAGGUCGUCACUGCGGACGUCCUGACCAAGAACUAUGGCGCGAGCGCGUCGCAGGCCGCCGCGGCUGCCGCGUGGGUCAUCGGCUCGAUCCAGGAGGUGGACCCGAACGCCUGGGUCCCCGGCGCCCCGCCCGGCAUCUCCCUCGGCAACAGCUUCCUCCGCAACGUCUACACUGCCUUCCAGUUCUCACCCAACGCCGUCGGCUUCGGCCACCUCAAGACCGAAGCCGGUGCUCCUGUCGCCCCUGGCGCUUCUGGAGCCGCCGGCGCCUCGGGUUCGGGCGCGUCUGCUGCCUCCUCCUCUGCCAAGCCGACCCCCGUGCCCAAGAGCAGUGGUGCCGCGGCCAAUCGCGUGUCGGUUGCCCUCACCCUUCUGGCCACGGUAGCGACUGUUGUCGUGGCAUAA